CGAAAUCUUUCAAAUCACCCAUGUAAUUAAUAUCUUCAAUAACAAAAAUUGUUUUUACAAAGUCAUCAUCUUAAAGGUUCAACGCAUACAUUCUUUUAAAAUCGAGCUUCUGCAGCUCUAAUGCCGAUCAGGAGUAAUUCGCAACAAUCAAAGACCCUCAGCCUUGAGUUGAAAUAGGAGACUCAAUUCAAUACAAACGCGACUCGAUCUAACAACAAGACCUACAACAAAGAAUAUUACAACAACAUCCAAUCACUCUCUGAUUCAUUCGAUCUCAAAAUGGAUCAAAUUUCCAAAAUCAAAGAUGCGGUCGUUAAUUACCUUUCUCCCGUCGCGAAACGUCGUAGAACAAUGGGGGGACCUCAAACACCGGGUUGCAUCGAAUUCGACGACGAACACCAAUUUGUGUCUGAACCACAAAACGAUAGGAGAUCUCUCAACUUCGCACAUACUCGCAUGAACCAAAACUAUGUUUCGAAGGAAGAUAGAACGACACCUACAAGAAAUCCCCUCAAACGUCCUCGCGAAGAUGAUGAAGUUGAAGGUCUUGUAUUUUCAGGAGAUGAAAUCUCACCAAAGCAAGCUUCUUCGCACAACGUCACUGAGAGUGGUGAAGAAUCGGAGACUCCAGAUUACAUGGAUGAAGACGAAGAUGAUGGAGAGGAAGAGGAUCAAAUUUCUGCCCAGCAAAAAGUAGAUGAAUAUCUUGCAAAGCAGGCUGCGGAAUUUGCUAUGGCAAAAGAGACGGUAGAAAGAGCUCGAGCGGAUGGCGAAUGGUCUCCCGAAGAACUUUUUCUAUUGGAAAGACUUCAAUACAUGGGCCACGAAGGACUUUUGCCGCACUGGGCAAAGGAGCGGAAUUUUCGGACGGUUCCUGAGGCUAUGUUUUGCCCUGAUGAUAAUGCCCUCUUGGGUGAGAGUAGCAAAUCCAUCCAAAUGUUAGAAUUCCUCGUCCAUUACCUACCUCGCCGCGUACAUGAUAGAUACUAUGGUGGAUCUGGCCCACCUGAAGCACAGAUGCGGCAAUGGAUUGGCAAAUAUGUCGAAUGGACUGAGAGGGAUGGAGGGUAUUAUAAGAAGAAGUUUAUUCCAGUUCUGUGCCUUGUCGAAGGUCGAUGGCGCGCGCCCGCUGCAGAAACGACCAAACGCCUCAAAGAUCAGAUGAAUUUUCAUGCUGAAUCAUGGCGUCGGACUUUACGACGCCCUUCGCCUAUUGUCAAUGAGUUUGGCGAGACAGAAAUAUACUUUCGACGUCCUCCUCUUAUUUAUGGAAUCCUCUACAUACAAGCCAAAGCUCUUUUCGUUACACUCGACUCAUCGGAUCCACAAGCAAAGAUUAGAGAUAUUCACGUUUGUGAUUUCUUAGACACAAGCAAGCAUUUUUGGCAUGCUAUAUCUGUUGCUAUAGUGGCCAAAAUUGCACAAAGAUAUAUGAUGUCAAUCGUUGAUACGUUGGAGGACGAUGACCCGCCGGAACCAGAUUCGUGUCCCGAAGACGAAUUAGAAUCAGUGCGCGCGAGGGAAAAGAGAUUGCAGAAAGAGGCAAAAAAACUAGAGCGAGAGAAGGAGCGUCAACGUCAGGAAGAGCUUUCGAGACUUGAGCAACAAAUGAACGAAAUCAAGAUGGAAGAAGACGAAGAAGAUAAUGUUAUGGAGUCCAUCGAGGAGUAUGAAAGAGUGGAGAUUAUUGAGGGCGAAGAAGAAGAGCAAGAAGAAUUUGAGGAUGAUCGCCCAUCAAUGUCAGAAUAUGAUGAGGAAGAAGAGGAAGAAGUGGAGGUUGAGGUUGAUGAGAACGCAGACGAAAACGAAAACGACGAGCAAAGUCCAGAUGGAGAAUUCAUAAGCGACGAGGAUAUUGAGGAUGCUGAAGAGGACGUUGAAGACGAAGAUGAGCCAGACGACAGCAAUGUUAGUGACGAAAGCGAAAGCGAUAACGAAAAAGUUGAAGUCGGUACUCACUAUGGAACUGAACUUACCCCUAGAUCAGAAAGCUCAGAUGAAUUAUAGCAACACUAUCGCUAAAUUCUUGUUUGAAAAGUACGCACAUACCAUUUUUCUGUAUGAUUGUUCUGUUGGAUGUAAGAUUACUACUUUCAAUUUCCUUUCUUUUAAGGUCCUUCGCGCGCAUAAACACACAGCUGUCACGCCACUGUAGGGUCGAUUCAACCAAGAUGUAUUGAGAAUACACUCGAGCAAACUGACUUCGAAGAGAUUAUCAUGAGGCAUCUAUCAAAUGCUCUCUGAUAUUGGUACAUUGAUGAACACGUGGGAAGGAUAAUACUAGGCAAGGGAUUGGGUGGAGGGAGGACUCAUUAUGGGUUACAAGUUUUUAAUCUUUUCUGUGGCUGUUUUCUUUUCAUGAAAUACCCCCUUUUACUUUAGCGCAAUA
Messenger RNA from Botrytis porri, 2389 nucleotides. RefSeq lists its product as uncharacterized. The record is from RefSeq and is a predicted model, not a curated record. Bases 280 to 2007 code for a protein of 575 amino acids. Lineage: Eukaryota; Fungi; Ascomycota; Leotiomycetes; Helotiales; Sclerotiniaceae. The transcript has 2 exons.